AUGGCGACGAUCUAUGCCAUCGGAUCAAAUGGCUCAGGCCAACUCGGUAUCGGUCACAAAGAAGAUGUCUCAGUCCCAAAACAAGUCCUGUUCGACCCUGACACACAAAUAAACGGAGUCACUCAAAUCAAAGCCGGAGGAAACCACACCCUUCUCCUAGCAUCAGGCAUUCUUUAUUGCUCUGGAGACCACACGAGUGGCGCAUGUGGUCUACUUCCCAGCCACAAAGUCCUGGAGUCCCAUUUUCACCUGGUGCGCUCCAAUGCCGACGAGACCAUUAGCCGAGUCGCUUUCUGUGCUGCGUCUUGGGAGUCCUCUAUUAUUGUACAGCGAGAUCAAAAUGGCCAAGCUACUCAAGUCUACACUUUUGGUACUGGGCACAAGGGCGAGCUUGGCCUGGAAGAGCCAAUUUUUCGCUCCUCAAAAGCUCAACUGGUCAACAACUUUCCACCAGAAGGUCUUGAGAUAGUGGACCUCGCUGCCUCUGUAAGUCACAUUGUGGCUGUGCUAAGCAAUGGGGAAGUUUAUGGGUGGGGGAAUGGUCGCAAAGGGCAGUUGGGUCAACCAGAAGAGGUCAUCUAUGAACCGCGAAAGAUCACUGGAGUGGACUUCAAGGUUGUUCGAGCCGUAUGCGGGCGAGAAUUCACAUACCUCGUUGGAGAAUCCCAGCUUGGACAGCACGUUGUUUUGGGAUCUGAAAAAUGGGACGUGCGAUCAACAGCACCGCAAUCAGUGGCAGGCUGGAAGGAUGCUGGUGCAACCUGGGGCAGCAUCUUCGUUUUGCUGAAAGACGGCAAGCUACUCUCAUGGGGCAGAGACGAUCACGGACAGUUAGCUCCGCCCGGUCUCCCACCCCUUUCCCAGAUCGCAAUCGGAAGUGAACAUGCUUUGGGACUUACUACGGACGGGAAAGUCCUGGCAUGGGGUUGGGGUGAGCAUGGGAAUUGCGGACCAAGUACCACGGAUGGCGAUGUGAAGGGCAAGUGGAAUACUAUUGCUUCCUCGCAGUAUUUGCCACCAGGUAGCAAAAUAUCUAGCAUCGGAGCUGGAUGCGCUACUAGCUGGGUUUGCGUCAGCACAUGA
Molecule: messenger RNA, 1083 nt
Organism: Drepanopeziza brunnea f. sp. 'multigermtubi' MB_m1
Lineage: Eukaryota; Fungi; Ascomycota; Leotiomycetes; Helotiales; Drepanopezizaceae
Source: RefSeq, a predicted model, not a curated record